Pelobates cultripes (western spadefoot toad) is the source of this 324-nucleotide messenger RNA. Lineage: Eukaryota; Metazoa; Chordata; Amphibia; Anura; Pelobatidae. The record is from the annotation of a GenBank genome assembly.
AUGGAUGCACGCCCACAGAAUGCUUCAUUGGACAGUACAGUGCCUGAGGAGGAGGAAGCUGCUAAAGGGGAAGAUUCAGAGGAGGAGCAUCAAAUGUCAGUUUGCCUGAGUGACAGAAGUUUACUUCAUGGAAGAAAGAAGAGGAUUUACAAGAGUGAUUUAUUCCACUUCAUCCACCAGAGGGACAAAAAGACCAAAGCUGCAGGGAAAAGGAAGAAAAAUCCUGUCAGGCUGCUGAAUUGGGGCAAGUACCGGUCUUUGAAGUCGGUGAGCAAGCUGAUACCUCGCAGACUACGCCCACGGAGCGAAUGGACAAUUCAUCCG